Molecule: messenger RNA, 1570 nt
Organism: Myiozetetes cayanensis
Lineage: Eukaryota; Metazoa; Chordata; Aves; Passeriformes; Tyrannidae
Gene: COMMD3
Product: COMM domain containing 3
Exons: 7
Coding region: 28-660 (210 amino acids)
Biological process (GO): sodium ion transport
Source: RefSeq, a predicted model, not a curated record
CGCGUGUCGAAGGUCACGGCGCCCACAAUGGAGCUGUCGCCGUACGCGCAGGGCGGGUGGCGCCUGCUGGGCGACCCCCGCCGCUUCCCCCGCCGCCCCUUCGCCGCGCUGCUCCGCGCCGCCUUCCGCAGCCUCCUCGACGACCCUCAGGCCGCGCUGGACGAUCCAGACCUGAAAGAUAUUGACCCUACAAUAUUAAAACAUUGCCAUGCUGCGGCUGCAACGUGUAUUCUGGAGGCAGGGAAGCAGAAAGCUGACAUAUCUGCUAUAAGCACAUGUCUAGAAGACUGUAAACUGGAUAAAGAGAGAAUAGAACAAUUUUGCACCGAAUAUCAGAAAAACAAGGAUGCAUUGGAAGUCCUAUUGGGAAGCAUAGGCAGAUCUCCUCUCCAUAUAACUGAUGUGUCUUGGCGCUUGGAAUACCAGAUCAAGAACAAUCAACUUCAUAAAACUUAUCAGCCUUCCUACUUGGUGACCUUAAACCUAGAGAACAGUGAUUCAGGAUCACACCCAGAUGUUAGUUUUAGUUGUACGAUGGAGCAAUUACAGGUACUUGUUUCCUUCAUCAUUCUGUGCUUAGCUCCAGUUAUGGAUGUAAAUGUUUUUAACAACUCAACAAUCAAAAUUAAAUCAUAUAUACUAUUAUUUUUCAAAAAAUAAUAAAUCUGUACUGGGAGGAUACAAGAGAAUCUUCCAUAGAAAUUAUCUGAGUGUAUUUUUACUGUCUUUUCAAAUAAAGUUGCAAAGUAACUGAUUUUAGUUGCGUGGGGAGUGUUUUAGAACGUGCAUAAAUAUUUUGUCUGUUUUCAUAACUGUAAUCUAUAUAUGUAUUUGGGAGGAAAUUCAUCAUUUUCUGAAGCUCUGAUUUCCCAUGCUUUAGAGAAGUUAUUUAAAUACGUCAUGAUUAAAAAUAGAGAGCAAACUGAAGGCUCUUCAGUGGUGUUAAUGACAUGUAAGAAAUGUACUGAAACAAACGUUGAUCUUUGUUUAGCGAUUUAAAUGUGUAACUGAACAAUAGAGGUAUUGUAAUGCUUGGAAGUGGCCAAACUGUGGAGGAUCGGGAAGAGGGGUUGUGGAGAGAGGAAAAGCAAGAUAUUAAAACUUUAGGUUUUAAAUGUGUGUCUUGAAAGUUGUCCUUUUCUCACUAAUGAGUGUUUCUAGUCAGUUUGCUGACGUUGCAAAAUCUGAUGUGUUUGGCUAAGAGAAUGGUCCUGGUAGAAAAUUGCACUCAAAAUAUUUUCAGUGUUUUAGAAAUGCAUGUAGUACUUCAAAGCCUGGAGCGGAUGUCAGUGUUAGCCAUCGUGGCAAUACUGAUAAAAUCUACAUAUUAAUAGUAGCAACCCGGUUUAGGAGCAAAAUACAUUUAAAAAAGUGUUUUCCUUCAGUUCCCGCUUUUCUGACUACACAGUAAAAUACAGAGCUGUUUAAUUACUCGCUGGCAUUGUUCAUCAGUUGCAACAUUUCUUUGUGCUUAUAAGGUGCUGGUUUCCCUUGCCUCUCUGUAUAAAAAAGAUACUCUGUUCCUCUAGCUGACCUUUUAAAAAAUAUGUUUAUUCUAAGACACUAUUUC